GCACGCACCGAUUUUGGCAAGUCGACUGUCAUGGAACUCUUGAGCUCUCAUUUUUCAUUGUCCUUGAUCUUUAGCAAACCACAACCAUGGAGUCUGUUGCCAUGUAUGAUCCAACGAUGGCCAAGGUCAAACCAGAGAGCGUAAAGGAUGGACCAGAAGACUUACUAGCACCGGCGAAGAAACUGAAUGCUUCCAUGCAAACGAGUACUAGUACCGGUAGAGGUGCUUUCCUUUUCGGUAUCACUGCUCUUCUUCUGCUGCCUCUUAUUGCCAUCAUCAGCUCAAACCGAGGGACGCCAUCAACGACACAACCACUCUCUGCUGUUAUUGUACCGGUAGCCACUCAUGACCCUUCUCUGAGUAUGAGCAACAUCCAAGUUGCAGCCAACACCCAAGCUUCGACCCAUACCCAAGCUGCAAGCGACGCAAAUCCGAAGAAAAAACGAAAAAGAAAGUUGAAUGAUAACAUCACUACACGACCACCCGCAUUAGGACCACCAGCUUCGGCGCCGACUACAACUCAAGGGACUGUGGAAUUGUUUGGGACAAGGUACAAUGUCGCAACUACCUCGCGAAUUGAUCAAAGUUUUGCUGGGCUCACGGGUACCAUUUCAACAGACAUUGGCUUGUUGACUCGAUUGACUUCCUUGAAUUUUCAUCGCAACCAGAUUUCAGGAACGAUUCCAACAGAAACGGGAAUGCUGACAGCGCUGACUCUUCUAAGCGUGUGGGAAAACCAGCUAACAGAAAGCAUACCAUCUCAGAUUGGGCUAUUGACAGACUUGAAUUUCUUGGGCCUUGGUGACAAUCAACUGUCAGGAACCAUUCCUUCUGAGAUUGGGUCUCUAGCAGAAAUGGUUUCCCUGAGUGUGAGCAUCAAUAUGCUAUCUGGGACGGUUCCAUCCCAGAUUGGUCUGUUGACAUCAUUGGAAUACAUGUGGUUGGACGACAAUGAUCUCUCUGGCAGUGUACCGAGAAGUCUCUGUGCCAACUCGGAAUUAGCCCUGAUAGUUGCGGAUUGCCCCCCAGAUCCCUAUUAUGUGCAAUGCCGAUGUGUCGAAUGUGAAUGCUACGUCCCGGGGUCCACUCCACAACCACCACCGGGCACUUCUCCCAGCACAGUUACAAUAUUUGGGAGCAGCUAUGAUGUUGCGGUUACUUCUCAAAUAGAAAUCAGCCGUGAGGAUUUUCUGGGAACGAUUCCAACUGAGAUAGGAUAUCUGACAGAGCUAACACGCUUGAGCUUGCCCUAUAACGAGAUAUCAGGAAGCAUACCAUCGGAGAUAGGGGCUCUGACUGCAUUGACUUAUUUGGCCUUGUAUGUCAAUGACCUUGUUGGUACCAUUCCUUCGCAGGUUGGAUUGUUGACUGGAUUGUCUCACUUCAACGUGGAAGAGAAUCGGUUAUCCGGGAGCAUGCCAUCUGAGUUUGGACUAUUGACGGCAUUGACGUACUUGGGCUUCAAUGGAAACCAACUCUCAGGAAGCAUUCCUGGAGAGGUUACGUCACUGACGAAUUUGAGAAGCUUUUUCUUGGACGACAAUCAAUUCACUGGAAGUGUGCCCAGCAGGCUCUGUGGCAACUCAGGAUUGGCAGUGAUACGUGUGGAUUGCACAGAGCCCUAUGAUGUUGCCUGUUCCUGUCCUGAUUGCUCCUGUGAUUGAUUUAAUUUUGCCAGGGGCUACCGAUCAGCUGAAACAUGACAGUAGCAGCUAAUGUACAUGUAUUAGAGUCACUUACACAACUGUGUGGGGCAAUGCGCCGCGCCUCACAGCUAGAUGAAAGCACACAUCCUUGCCGGUGAGAAGGCGCUCCGAAAAUUGGUUCGGUUCCCUUUGCUUCCUGGCUUUGUAGAGGCA
Messenger RNA from Seminavis robusta, 1859 nucleotides. Lineage: Eukaryota; Bacillariophyta; Bacillariophyceae; Naviculales; Naviculaceae. The record is from the annotation of a GenBank genome assembly.